Molecule: messenger RNA, 705 nt
Organism: Ctenocephalides felis (cat flea)
Lineage: Eukaryota; Metazoa; Arthropoda; Insecta; Siphonaptera; Pulicidae
Exons: 1
Coding region: 1-705 (234 amino acids)
Biological process (GO): DNA integration
Molecular function (GO): nucleic acid binding
Source: RefSeq, a predicted model, not a curated record
AUGGGCGACUUACCAGUACCGCGCAUAACAGCCAGUAGAGCUUUCCUAAACGUCGGCAUUGAUUAUGCAGGCCCCUUCAAUAUCUCCAUGAGUCGUCACCGAGGCGCUCGAACCUACAAGGCUUAUAUAUGCUUGUUCAUCUGUUUAGCCACUAAGGCGAUACAUCUCGAAUUAGCUUCAGAUUUAACAAGCGAUACAUUUUUAGAUUGCUUGAAACGAUUCCUAGCCCGGCGUGGUCCUAUUAAAUGUAUUUACUCCGAUUGUGGAACCAAUUUUAUAGGAGCCAAAAAUACUCUUGAUUCCUUAUUCCUUCUCCUAAAUUCCGAAGAGUAUAAAAAGCGUUUCAAUGAAUUAUUGGUUUUACAUGACAUUGAAUGGAAAUUUAAUCCACCGUUUGCCCCACAUUUUGGAGGUAUAUGGGAGGCGAAUAUUAAAUCAGUGAAGACCCAUUUGUUUAAAGUUAUAGGGUUGCAAAUUUUAUCCUACGAAGAGUUUAAUACAGUCCUCAAUCAAAUCGAAGCCUUACUGAAUUCAAGACCGUUAUGUUGGCUGAGCAAUGAUCCGUCGGACCCUCAGCCUCUUACGCCUGCGCACUUUUUAAUGCAAGAGCCUCUGUCGGAUUUGCCCGUUGACUAUGAAAACUUGAAUUUGACUAAAAGAAAACAAUUGCUAGAUCAUAUUGUCGCUUCUUACUGGAAGCGAUAG